Sugiyamaella lignohabitans is the source of this 1149-nucleotide messenger RNA. RefSeq names its product serine/threonine protein kinase RIM11 (gene RIM11). Gene Ontology annotation, molecular function: protein serine/threonine kinase activity; protein serine/threonine/tyrosine kinase activity; ATP binding. The transcript has a single exon. The record is from RefSeq and is a predicted model, not a curated record. Lineage: Eukaryota; Fungi; Ascomycota; Dipodascomycetes; Dipodascales; Trichomonascaceae. Bases 1 to 1149 code for a protein of 382 amino acids. Gene Ontology annotation, cellular component: cytoplasm. Gene Ontology annotation, biological process: protein phosphorylation; signal transduction.
AUGGCAGAACUAGUCCGUGAGACCGUCCAAGACGGCAAGACUGGCGAGACCCGUCCACUGUGCUAUACGCAAUACAAAGUGGUGGGAAGCGGCUCUUUUGGAGUCGUUUUCCAGACCAAACUAUCCCCUUCGAACGAAGAUGCCGCUAUUAAACGGGUACUUCAAGACAAACGAUUCAAAAACAGAGAGUUGGAAAUCAUGCGAAAAGUGUCGCAUCCAAACAUCGUGGAACUUAAAGCGUUCUUCUACUCGACCUCGGAAAGAGAAGAAGUGUACCUCAAUCUGGUGUUAGAAUACGUUCCUGAAACGGUUUAUAGAGCCUCGAGAUACUUUUCACGCCUCAAGAUGUCGAUGCCUACUAUUGAAGUCAAGCUCUUGACAUAUCAAUUAUUCCGCUCUCUAGCAUACAUCCAUGCUUUGGGUAUCUGUCACAGAGAUAUCAAGCCACAAAACUUAUUACUGGACCCCAAAACCGGCAUUCUCAAACUUUGCGACUUUGGUAGUGCCAAGAUUCUAGUCGAAGGUGAACCAAAUGUGUCAUACAUUUGUUCUCGUUACUAUAGAGCCCCCGAAUUGAUAUUCGGUGCUACAAACUAUACCACUAAGAUCGAUAUUUGGUCGUCAAGUUGUGUUAUGGCCGAGUUGAUGCUUGGUCAACCUCUUUUCCCUGGUGAAUCUGGUAUUGACCAGCUGGUGGAAAUUAUCAAGGUACUUGGUACUCCAUCCCGAGAACAGAUCCGUACCAUGAACCCCAACUACAUGGAACACAAAUUCCCCCAGAUUAAACCUCAUCCAUUCUCAAAAGUGUUUAGAAAAGCGUCUCCAGAUGCCAUUGAGUUGAUAUCCAAGCUACUCGAGUACUCUCCUGGUGCACGCCCUACUGCCAUCGAGGUCAUGACCCACCCUUUCUUCGACGAACUAAGAGACCCCAACACGGUUCUGCCCGAUUCUCGUAACCCUGGGGCCCCUGCUCGACCUCUUCCCCCACUGUUCAACUUCUCUGAACUCGAACUCUCCAUUGCACCCCAACUCAACCACACCCUCGUCCCCCCUCACGCCCGCGAAGCUCUCCGCGCCUCCAUCGGCACCGACCUCGACAAUUUCCAACCUCUUAGACUGGAAGAUGUCCGUAGCGAUAUUACUAAUUAA